AUGAGUUUGACAGCCAAAUAUGGUUGUCUGGUAGAAACCAGUACUGUGGCUUAUGCAACACUGCCCCCAGAUGACCAGCUGAGAAUCCUGGAGCUGCAGCAGAAUGGAGACAUGGACGUCCUGAAGCUGAAGUGGUGGCCUCGGGACAGCCCCUGUGACCUGUACAGUUCAGUCCAGACUCGACGCAGUGGGGCCGCUCUGGACAUCCACAGCUUUGCCGGGGUCUUCUGUGUGCUGGCGGCCGGAGUGCUGCUGUCCUGCCUCAUCGCUAUGGUGGAGAGCUGGUGGUCCAGACGCAAAGGCUCCCGCGUCCCUUCUAAGGAGAAUCAGAGCUCUGGGACGGGCAACGCCACCGGGCCUGUCCCCUCGCGCUACCAGCCCCCCAGCUGCUGCGACAUCCCCUGCGCUCUCAUUGUGCAGCACUCCUACGAGCCCUCCAAUCCCUCUGAGAUCACCCCCAAAAUGAGAAUGAGCACCUUCACCACCUCGCCCCCCACCCCCAGGUUAUACAUUCAGUAG
Molecule: messenger RNA, 519 nt
Organism: Knipowitschia caucasica
Lineage: Eukaryota; Metazoa; Chordata; Actinopteri; Gobiiformes; Gobiidae
Source: the annotation of a GenBank genome assembly